CACGGGUGGGCGCCUGUGACGUAGGGGGGUACCGGAGGGGGGUGACCGUUCAGUCCGCUGAGGCUCAGGCACGUACCCGCCCCCAUAGCGGGUUCAGUCCCCGCCCCCAUAGCGGAAACAAGAAAUGUUAGCAACUUCUGAGAAAGAGAUAUCAGAUCAUGUAAAACGUAACAUUAUCAGAAAAAAAGUUUUUCCAUUCUAAUAAAGAAAAUAUGGACACUGCCGGAGUGACACAGCUGCCUGCACCUCCAACCACCACUGACAGUGUAAAGCAUUCCUGCAGGAAGCUUAGUAGGCUACAGGUGUUUAUCCCUCCGCCACUCGCACCAUGAAACGGGUUACAAGCAAAUGUAAUGAGCUGGGACUGAGUCCUAUUCCAAAGCUGCCCACCGUCACUCCCAGGGCUCACCUUGGAAGACAGCUCACACAACAAUGAGUGGCAAAGUGCUGGAGGUCCUGGAGCCGAGCGAGGCAGCACAAUCUUGCACCGACACACACAACGCAAGUAGUGAUGAGAGCAGAGUGCAGAGUGAGAUAGAAGAGGACCUGGUUGACCCGUGUAAGGUGUAUGUGUCAAAUCUACGGAAAAGGGUCACGGAGCGCAUGCUACACGAGGCGCUGGCACACUACGCUGCGGUGGAGAAGGCCGUCAUCAUCAAGGACAAACACACCCGGCGGAGCAAAGGUUCUGAACCGUCAAGGUCAAGAGUAACGAGGAUGUCGAAAAUGUGUCGGCGCUGGCAGACGCUGCUACACUGGUACCUCUCCAAGAUGACCCGCCUGGAGAUCAGUGAGGAAUCUCUGGGCAUAUCACCUCCCUUCACCAAGGCCAUUGUGUCCAAGCUUCUCACCCUUUGUGGCCCAAGCCUUAGGUCCCUCAAGGUGCAGGAUGUGGAUUUCGCCACUCGACAGAAUAUCCUCCAAAUUGUCGGUCAGCUGUGCCCUCACCUGGAGCACCUCGACGUAACCAAAGCCAGAGGGAUCAACUUCAUCCACAUCUCCAGACUGGCACAGGGCUGCAAGAACAUCAAGGGUUUUGUGGCAAGGAACUGCAUUGACUUUGAUGAGAAGGCCCUCCACCACCUCCUGGCCUGUUACCCGCAGCUGGAGAAACUGAAUGUGUCUGGCACCGCUAUCAAUGGCAAGAACUUAAGUAUGCUGCCCACCACCCUGAAGGAACUGUACUUCAUGGGGGAUGUAGACGAAAAGGCCAUUAAUAGGAAAAUAGUACUGAUUGCAGAUAAAUGUCCAAACAUUGAAGUUCUGGACACACAUUGCAGAAUGUCUAAAGAGGACUUGGAAUACUUAGGGAAGACUUGCCACAACCUUGCCAAGCUGGCUUUGGUCAUGCCCGAGAGUGAUUUCACCAAUGCCUUGUCCAAUUUCAAGAAACUCAAGGAACUCAGGCUGGUGGUGGCCGUUGUGGACUUGGCGCAGGUCUUCACUAGCCUGCCACAGCUGCGAGUGGUGCAUGUGACAGUGGGUGACAUAACCAGUGAGGAGGUUGAUUUCUCCAUCCUUAAGGAACUGAAGUCCUUGAGCCUCAGCGCUACGCAGCUGAGCCAGGCGUCCCUGCAGUCACUUGCUAGAUGCAGCCACCUUGAGGCCAUCUACCUGUUCAAGUGUCACCCUUACGGGGAUUUUGUGUUGGACCUCCUUAAGGGAUGUCCCAAGCUGAAGCACGUGACGUGUCCGUACCAGCAAUUCUCCACGUCCUUCGUCACCAAGGUGGAUCAGAUCAUGAAGGGGCGGCCAGGCAAGGUUAUGAUAAGGGUGCAGGGCCCUAAGAACCUCAUGCUGAGUACCCAGUAUGACAGGAGCAAGAUUGAGUUCCACCAAACAUGUACUCUCACAUACCUGCCUACACCCUUACAAAUCUGAGUGUGAUCCAUGACCAUCUCUUUGAGGCAGCAGUGAAGAAUUUGCCAGGCUCAGAACUCUCCUGAAGUGUGUGUAUGUGUGCAUAUAGUAUAGAUUUUUUGGGGGAGGGGGGGAGGCAGUAAUACCAAAGCUAUUUUUGUAUGUAGGCUGUAUACUCCUUUUUCUCAGAUUGCUGAUAAAUAUUCACAAAUUG
Messenger RNA from Eriocheir sinensis (Chinese mitten crab), 2074 nucleotides. RefSeq names its product F-box/LRR-repeat protein 7-like. Gene Ontology annotation, biological process: SCF-dependent proteasomal ubiquitin-dependent protein catabolic process. The coding region runs from base 433 to 1881 and encodes 482 amino acids. NCBI's taxonomy places the organism in Eukaryota, Metazoa, Arthropoda, Malacostraca, Decapoda, Varunidae. The record is from RefSeq and is a predicted model, not a curated record. Gene Ontology annotation, cellular component: SCF ubiquitin ligase complex. Gene Ontology annotation, molecular function: protein binding; RNA binding. The transcript has 14 exons.